Messenger RNA from Metarhizium acridum CQMa 102, 3858 nucleotides. It is a transcript of the gene RTC1, whose product is annotated as SEA (Seh1-associated) complex subunit. Gene Ontology annotation, biological process: positive regulation of macroautophagy; positive regulation of TORC1 signaling. The record is from RefSeq and is a predicted model, not a curated record. Gene Ontology annotation, molecular function: protein binding. Gene Ontology annotation, cellular component: vacuolar membrane; cytosol; GATOR2 complex. NCBI's taxonomy places the organism in Eukaryota, Fungi, Ascomycota, Sordariomycetes, Hypocreales, Clavicipitaceae.
AUGUAUAAUCGCGAGUCCAAGAUCAUGCGCAAGCUCCUCGGCAAGGCGGCGCCCGACUCUGCGACUGGUGACUUGGCUUCAAUCACCGGCACGACCACACCUAUUCCGACCUCGUUCCGCCCGUCCAAGUCGCAAAAUGCCGUAUAUGAUGCGGGAGCCCCGAUAUCGUGCUUUGACGUUUCUGCUGAUCGCCGCGCCGUCGUGCUGGGAGGGGCGCAUAUUCUCAAGACCAUCCUUCUGGACGAUCUGACAGCCUCUAGCUUCAAAUUUAACGACGGCAUCGAUGUACGCACCGCAAUCACUACGAGACAGUCGACUGUGUCUCGGCAGAAUGUUGUGGCCGAUCAGCUCAAUAUACGCGACGUGAAAUGGCACGGCAAUUCUCACAUAUACACUGCGUGUGCAAGCGGCAAAGUCUUCUCAUACGAUCUGACGCGAUUUAGUGCGGGCGACAAUGAACCCCUGGAAUACAUCUUGACCCAAGAGGACUCACGGCAGAUGAACACCUUGGACAUAAGCCCUCACCUAAAGACCUGGUUAUUGACUGGUGGACAGGAUGGAACUGCGCGCGUCUUUGAUUGCAGCAACACCACUCCGGCGAGACACGGUCUCAGCUUUAGGCAACGCUUUGCACCACUCAGAUGCAUCGAUCCGAUCAGAAAAGUUAGAUGGUCUCCUGCCAACGGCCACGAGAUGGCUUGCUGUACGGAAAGCGGCGUCAUCAUGAAGUGGGACGUGCGACAACCCUCACGCCCCGUUCUUAGAAUCAAUGCACAUGAGAAAUCGUGCUCAGAUAUUGCAUGGCACCAUGACGGCAUUCACUUGAUUAGUGCCGGAAUGGACACAAAGAUUCACACUUGGGACUUGGGCAACACGGCGGACAAGAGACAGAAGCCGAAAUGGACCAUAUCAACACCUGCACCAGUGGCUGCUGUAGCCUGGCGCCCGGGGCUUUGGUCGGCGAGUGCCCAUGCCAGGCGAGUUGCGCAGAUUGCUGUGACCUAUGAUGAAACUAGCAGUCGAAGAUAUGGCACAUCAGCAGUACACAUUUGGGACUUGGCGAGGCCAUCCAUGCCGUAUAAAGAAAUCGAGAGGUUCGAAACAUCUCCAUCAGCUCUGGCGUGGCAGGACCAGGAUAUGCUAUGGACUGUUGGCCAGGAUGGGACCUUCAACCAAUGCGACGUGGCAUUUGCUCCCAAGGUCAUUGAUCGCCAAUCGACUUCGGCCAUGGCAUUUUCUCCAAGAGGAGAUCUGCUCAUGUUUCUUGAUGAGCGUCCGCUAUCACAUCGACCACGGCUUCCAGUGGUACACCAAUCUGAUGCUAUGCAUCGCGCCACAUACAGCUCCAGCCCCAGCAACCAGGGCCUAAGCAUAAGCCGAAGCGAUUCUGAAGAUGAUGUAAUAGGAACCUUUCUUGGAUCACGGCGCAGGAUCCUCCGAAACAGGAGACCCAGUGGAAGAGGUACCAUUCCCUUAAGCACCACCCCGCCUUCCGGCGGAGCACCAUUUGCAGACGAUAACAAGCAGAAUAUGGGUCUGGAACAAUCUAUCAAUAUGACUGGAAUCUUCAGGUCUCAGCAAGCCAUGUCUUUUGGACCUAUUCCUGCAGCGAAGCCUGUGCAGAUAUAUCACUUUUUAUCUAAUACGUACCUGGAGACGCUCAAACGAGAACUUCCAUACUCUGAUGGUGGCAAGCCAUUAGUAGAGAGAGUGGGCAUCAUCAUGGAACAGUAUGCGAAAGCUGCUGAAGUAGCGAACUUGUACCGUCUGGCACAGACAUGGCGAAUCUUAGCAUAUGCCAUGAAUCUUCUCCUCAAACGCAGGGCACAAUACCAUUUUGAGGUUCGAGUUGGGCAGUUCCAGAAAGUUCAAGUUGACGAUGUCAUAAAAGGCGCAGAUAAGUUAAAAGCCUCGGAAAUGUAUGCCAAUGGGGAAGAUACUCCUAGACGACCGUCAGCACAAAGAAGCAGCAUCGACGGCCGGUUCCACUCUAUCCGGUCAUUGCUCGCGGAAGAGAUUGAAAGCACAUCGAAUGUACCAACACCUGUGGCAAGGCCAGCUGAUAGUGCCACGAACACUGCCAGUCCCGGUCAUGACGAUGCCGUACAUCAGCAUGGCAAACGAUUGUCACCCAUUGUCGAACCAGAGUCGCUCACUAUCGGGCCUGCUGCUCAUGGGUCCUUUAGAGAGUCCCAAAGUCCCCGGCAACGUCAUGACUCGGAACCUAUAUCAGUGGGGAGUGAGCAAACCGAUGAUUCGGCAACUUCAUGCACCGAGGGCUAUGACUUUUAUGAUACAGAGGUGUUAGCAAAGGCGAUCGAUGUUCCCGUACCAAGGAGAAAGAACAGCUCUAGAGGAGUGCCUUAUCGCGGUAGGAACGUCAGGCAGGAUUCAGACGAAAGCUUUGGCCAGAUGUUCUCCAUCUCAAAUGGAACUAAGAGAUCUGGGAGGAUGGGAUCUAGUGGCGAUGCAUUUGCCAAGCCGCUCAACCGGGAACAGUCUGACCAGGGGAGAGAAAGCGGUGCCUCGAGUGCAGACUCCCCAGCCAUGGCAAAUACGCUAGCGGGGAGGAACGGCCGGUCUCCACGCUCGAAUGACUCCCAAGAGGAAGUUUUCAUGAUUUCACAGACGACAAAGACUGAGGAUAGCCAUGCAUCUCAACCAUCCUUUACUUCACAGGACACCGAUGGGAUGGGUCUAGGGGAAUCGCCUCUCAAUUCGGUGCCGGAGAUCAGAACCAGCCGAUCAGUCAGCCCCAAGAAGGAGUCCAUAUCACCUCGGCACGACCCCCGGCCUCACGUCGUCGAAACAGAUUAUCUCCCAUGGAGCAAUGAUCCGCCCUACCCUCAUCCCGUAAACGCCCACAACUCCAAAGCGAGCCCGGCUUCAAUCUCGCCUCUCAACCCCUGCAAUUUGUUGCUCAGCGCGUUGGACUUUGAAUCCAAAACAUCGGCCCUGAAUGCCUCAGCAAUGAUCCUGUUGCUAAGACCGCUCGUGCCCACUCCUGUCAUCGACAGCCACAGGGCCAGCGCCAUCCUUCGCCAGCACCACCUGCGACUGAUGCGAAUGGGCCUCUUUGUCGAGGCAGCUCUGCUACGGAACCUGUGCAUACAGGGAUGGCCGGACGGCCUGCCAGACUGGGGAGACAACUACGUAUCCAUCUUUGGCGGUGCCCAACAAGGCGUCAAGGUGGGCUUAUUCUGCUCGUCGUGCCGCAAACCCCGAGAAGUCGACCCCUCGGCCGGCCAAGACGCAGUGUGGACAUGCGAACGAUGCCGAAGUGUCAUGGCGCCAUGCCCGGUGUGCGGCCACCGCGAAGCAGAGCGGCCAUCCUUCAUCCCAUCGGAGACGAGGCCCUCUGCCUCGGACGUCGAAUCCGAAACGUGGCUGUCAGAAUGGUGGUACUGCCCGGGCUGCGCACACGGCGGCCACGCCUCCUGCCUGCAGCUAUGGCACGGCGCGUCAGAGCCCGUCGCCGCCGCAGAUCCAUCCGCCAAGUACAGCGACGGGUGCUGUCCCUCGGACGGCUGCGGCCACGCCUGCCUGCCCGGCAAAUACCGCGGCGAGACAACGACAGCCCGGUCAGACGAGCUCGGUCGCGCGGCGGUGGAUUCGUCCCGCGUAAGAGAUGGCCCCGCGAGCCGCGGCGGCAGCAGGCGAUCGAGUCCCGGCGCGCCGUAUGACCGCAGUGUAAAGAGCGACAUGAACGAUGUUCCGCAGAGCAAGGCCGUUGGCAUGGCGCGAGAGGCCCUGAACAAGGGCAGCGGGGGCAUCCUGAGUUCGAGCCCGGGGAGGUCAAGCGGCGCGGGAGACAGGGAGCGAAGGAAGAGUGUAAAGUUUGCAAGGACAGAUCGUUGA